Molecule: messenger RNA, 1233 nt
Organism: Protopterus annectens (West African lungfish)
Lineage: Eukaryota; Metazoa; Chordata; Ceratodontiformes; Protopteridae
Exons: 5
Coding region: 1-960 (319 amino acids)
Source: RefSeq, a predicted model, not a curated record
AUGAUUUCUGCAGAUCAACUAGAGGAACCACAAAUAUAUGAAGAAGAAGAAACUGGUGCACCAGUUUGUGCCAGCAAGAACAGCCGCUAUAAAUAUGAUAUAUGCGUUCUGUAUCUAAGUGAUCGGUACCUAAUGUAUGCAGGUUGCUCUGGUUUCUGUAUUUUUGCCAUUGGACAUCCGUCUGCUCAGAAUAAUUUAAGCUGCUCGUGUUACGUGGCUGAAGCAUCAAAAUGGACUCGUCACAGUUCUGUUUUUACCAAUGAACAAAAAUGGCAUUUGGAGAAGCCACAUAUUGAAGUAAUGAUCCAUGGACCAGCUCAUUCUGAGACAAAUGUGACAGUUAAAUGUAGUACCUACACAUUCUUUAGCUGUGAAUUGCAUAAAAAUACACAACGUAUAGAACAAAUGAAAAGAUCCUCAACUGACUCUGAGAUUUAUUAUGACAUUCAGAAUGCUAGAACAGAGAAUGAAGGUUUUUAUCAAUGUGUGUGUGUAUAUGGAAACCCUCGCUAUAGUAUUGAGAAGACAAGUCCUCAUGUUCCUUUAAUCCUAAGUGAUCAGGUGGAUGAGCCAGAAAUACAAUUGGUUGAAAAUGAGGCUAAGAUUGUAUGUGCCAGUAAAAACAGAAGCUACCAAUACCAGAUGUGCAUUUUGUAUCAAAAUGGUCAGCAAAUACGAGAUGCCUUUCCAGAGUAUAAUAGUACUGAUCGUGUUUCCUUUCAUGUCGCUGACCUACCUACUGGCAGUAACUUCAGUUGUCUAUGUUAUACGGAAAACCCAUCAAAAUGGACUCGCAACAGUUCUGGUAUUGUUAAAGGAGGAAAGUAUACUGACUAUACAGUUAUGAAUACCAUCAGGCUUGGUCUCGGCUUUGUUGUAAUCCUCUGGAUGAUUGUUUUAGCAGUAGAAUCGAGAUACCAAAGCAGACGAUAUGGAGCUUUUAAAAAGUCCCAAUCAUGAAGAAAUGAUCCUGCAUUAAUAUUCUGGUGUAUUGAAAUGAUGUUCUUAUUAAGCCUUUGCAUUCCUUGACUUUUUUCUAUAUGCAACACUGCCAGGCAUUUUGCAUUGACUAUAAUCAUGAUAUCUGUUUUGUGCGAGUAACUGAAUCUGCCUUCUAUUACGCAUUUUAAAUCAGGACUGGUGUCUGUGUAUUUUUUAUUCAAAGUAUUAGACAUCUUGCUGAGAGCUUGUGACAUGACGUAAUAAAAAAUGAGUCCUAUGAGAUGCAAAUGA